Aspergillus thermomutatus is the source of this 861-nucleotide messenger RNA. Its product is annotated as RTA1 domain-containing protein. Lineage: Eukaryota; Fungi; Ascomycota; Eurotiomycetes; Eurotiales; Aspergillaceae. The record is from RefSeq and is a predicted model, not a curated record. Bases 1 to 861 code for a protein of 286 amino acids. The transcript has 3 exons. Gene Ontology annotation, cellular component: plasma membrane; fungal-type vacuole.
AUGCCCAGCUACCGUACCUGCACAGAAGUCAGCCCGAUCUGUCCGGUCGAGGCCACGACGUACGGCUACUACCCGAACCUAGGCGGCAACAUCUUCUUCACCGUCUUCUUCGGCAUCCUCGCUAUCCUCCAGCUCGGCAUCGGCGUCUACUACCGCACAUGGACCUUCAUGGUCGCGCUCGCCGUGGGCGCCGUUCUCGAGAUGGCCGGCUACAUCGGCCGGGUGCUGAUGCACAGUAACCCCUGGGAUGAAUCCGCCUUCAAGCUGCAGAUCGUCUGUCUCGUUCUCGCGCCAACCUUCGUCGCGGCGGGCAUCUACCUGACGCUGAAACACAUCAUCCUCGCCCUGGGACCCGAGCACUCCCGGCUCAAACCCCGACUCUUCACCUGGAUCUUCAUCGGCUGCGACGUGGGCUCGCUCAUCCUGCAGGCUGCGGGUGGCGGCGUCGCUGCGGCGGCAGGAAAUACCAACCAGGCGCUGCUCAAGGCAGGAGACGACAUCAUCAUCGCCGGUAUCGCGUUCCAGGUCGCGACGAUGUCGGUCUGCGGUCUCCUUGGACUCGAGUUCUUCAUCCGCUACGGGAAACGGGGGCCUGGGCUUUCGGGGGAAAAGACCUCCGUUGGGAGAAACAUCAAAUGGGUCAUCCUCGGCGAGAUCCUCGCCUACUUCACCGUCCUGAUCCGUUGUAUCUACCGUAUCCCCGAAAUGGCCGGCGGAUGGGGCAACCCCCUGAUGCAAAAGGAAAACGAGUUUCUCGUCCUCGACGGAAUGAUGAUCGCACUAGCAGUUCUUACCCUCACAGUCCUCCACCCUGGGUUCUUCUUCGGCUCUAUCCGAAAGGGUCCCAAGAACCAGCCCUAA